CCAGUCGUCUUCUCUCUCCUUGACCCCUUCGUCGACCCCUCCUCCGCCGUCCUCCGCGUUGGCUCGCAUUAAAUAACAUUGUUCUCGUGCGACUGCACGCAAUCGGACUGUUGCCCGGCCAGUGACAGCUUCCUAUGAGCGAGAAAAGGCCGUCGAGCUAUUUGUUUGACUCGGCUGCGCUCAAUGAGUCUCUCAAAAGCCACAAGGCAGUCGUAUGCGCGUUGUCUGCGAGCUACAUCUCGACGUUCGCGGGGUACCCACUGGACUCCAUCAAGUCGAGGCUCCAGACGACGCGCCAACGCAUCUCCAUUCCUAGGCUCGCCCUGACCGUCUAUCAGGAGGAGGGUGUCGUUGGCUUCUAUCGAGGGUUAUGGAUCCCCUUGAUGACUAUCUCAUUCGUCCGUGCUGCCUCAUUCACAAUAUACACCCGGACGAAGGAGUACUUCCGUGACCGCCACUGGCUAGCGAAAGAGCGCAUAUUCGAUGUCUCUGCGGUCGGCGGUAUCAGUGGUGCGCUCUCGGGCUCCCUCAUAUCUUUUGGAAGCGCUCCGUUUGAACUGGUCAAGGUCAGACGACAGCUCGAAUACUCCAUCGCCGCCAGUAAAGGGCUGCGCCUCGCAAAGGCCCCGAGCACCAUGGAGGCUGUGCGGGACAUAUUCCGCUCCAACGGCCUGCUUGGACUUUAUACGGGCUUCCGCCUGCAUUUCGUGAGGGAUACGAUGGGCACCGCGCUCUAUUUCUUCGAGUACGACGGUUUCCGCUACAUCAUGGGGCGCGCCUCGUCAGGUGAGCAGGGCGGCACCCCGCCCUGGCUGCCAAUCCCCUUGUCACUGGUGCCCUUCGUCUGUGGCUCGCUUGCGGGCGUGUCCUCGUGGGCUCUCAUCUACCCGCUUGACGUUGUGAAGACUAAGGUGCAACAGCGCGCGUUGGCUGGCGAGCGGCGGAGAGGCGUCCUGGAGACCUUCCACCGGCUCAUCCGAGGUCCGGACCCCGACGCACCGAAACCGAUCCACGUCGGCCUCGCGCGGCUGUAUCGCGGGCUCGGGGUGAGCGCGCUCCGGAGCGUGACCACGCACGGACUGCUUUGGACGAUCUUCGACCUCACCGCUCAGUACGUGGACCGUCUGCCGGGCAGGGACGGAGACGAGAACCAAUGAUAGAGAGCCUUUGUAAUGCACGAACGGAUAGAAGCCUGCUUGUAAUGUGUAUAUUGUGGACACACACUAUCUUUCUCGUGGC
Trametes versicolor FP-101664 SS1 is the source of this 1239-nucleotide messenger RNA. RefSeq names its product mitochondrial carrier. Gene Ontology annotation, molecular function: transmembrane transporter activity. Gene Ontology annotation, biological process: transport. The transcript has 11 exons. The record is from RefSeq and is a predicted model, not a curated record. Bases 135 to 1157 code for a protein of 340 amino acids. Lineage: Eukaryota; Fungi; Basidiomycota; Agaricomycetes; Polyporales; Polyporaceae.